AUGAGCAGUAUUUGUGAGCUUAGUGACGAUUUGCUCGUGAAGAUACUGUCAUUGGUUAAGACAAAAGAUGCUGUUGCCACAAGUCUUUUGUCAAAACGGUGGCUUUCCCUCUGGAAACUGGUUCCAAGGCUUGACUAUGUUACUACUCCAUGGCAUUCGUCGGAUCCAAGUUCUGAUUUUAUCAAUAAUUUUCUGUUGCUGAGCGAGGCUCCAGUUCUAGAAACAAUGCAUCUCAGACUUGGGUAUUUUUGUAAACGUGAGGAACAUGAAAGAUGGGUUGAGAUUGCAGUGGCUAGACAUGUGCGCGUUCUUGAGCUUAUUCAUUCCACUUACCCUUCAACACCAAUGCCUUGUCCUAGUAGCUUGUUUACAUGCAGAGGCCUUGUGGUUUUAAGCCUUCAAGAAGUGAUGAUUUGGGAAAUUCCUUCGACAAUAUUUCUCCAGUCCCUCAAGACUCUGUCCCUUUUAUGUGUCAGGUUCUGCUCCCGCCGGGAUGAUGAACUCGUUCAUACGCUUUUAUCCGCUUGCCCUGUCCUUGAAACACUGGUCGUACGUCGAUGGCUCGAGGACUGUGUGACAACCUUCAACAUUGCGGUCCCAUCAUUGCAGAGCUUAUACAUCAUGCACAGACCAGGUGGUCAUGUACAGACAGAUGAUCGCGAGUGUGUAAUCAAUGCUCCUUCUCUAAAGGCUUUAAAAGUUUCUGAUGAGCUUAGUUGGUUCCGUCUAUUAGUGGAAAUGCCGAAGCUGGUGAAGGCAGAAAUCAAGAUUAGACAGGAUGACUCUAAGAAGCUUUUGAGAUGUCUAGCCUCAGCCAAACACCUUUCCUUAUGCGUUACCUCAGCCAAACAACUACUAACGGAGAAAUCUGUUGAGAAUCUCUGUCAGCUCGAGUACUUAGAGCUCUGUACUAUAUGCUCUUCAGAUUGGUUAUGUCUUCUACUAAAACAUUCCCCUAAACUGCGAGUUCUGAGGUUAAACAAUCAGACCUCUCAGAGAAACUGUUGCGGCUCGUCGAGAAAGAUCCGAGUUAAGUGGGAGGAACCAUGUUGUGUUCCUGAAUGUUUGGUGACGAGUCUCGAAACUGUUGAGUGGAUUGGGUAUGAAGGAACAGAAACAGAGAAAGAAGUGGCGAUCUACAUCUUAGAGAAGGCAAACCACCUAAAGAAGAUGACUAUAUCCCGACAUAUCACCAAUUUGAGAGAGAAAUACCGUACGCUGAUAGAUUUGGUGUCUAGGCUGAGCUGCUGUGCUAGCAAAUGUCGACUUGAGUUUGUGCGCUUGUAG
Molecule: messenger RNA, 1287 nt
Organism: Capsella rubella
Lineage: Eukaryota; Viridiplantae; Streptophyta; Magnoliopsida; Brassicales; Brassicaceae
Product: putative FBD-associated F-box protein At5g56440
Exons: 2
Coding region: 1-1287 (428 amino acids)
Molecular function (GO): protein binding
Source: RefSeq, a predicted model, not a curated record